Fusarium oxysporum Fo47 is the source of this 4977-nucleotide messenger RNA. RefSeq lists its product as uncharacterized. Bases 1 to 4977 code for a protein of 1658 amino acids. The transcript has 4 exons. The record is from RefSeq and is a predicted model, not a curated record. Lineage: Eukaryota; Fungi; Ascomycota; Sordariomycetes; Hypocreales; Nectriaceae.
AUGGUCAAAGUGAGUCCUUACCAGGAUGCCUUAAUGGCAGCCGCCAUCCCCGGCGCAAAAAGACAUGCGAUUAAAGCCGCGGCAACUGACGACAAGAAAUUCUACAUCUACUCACAAGCCGCCGGGAAACCAAGCGGACCAAAUGUACACACUAUCUCUGGUGAUGAUGUCAAUCUUGAGAAAUUCCUUGGCUUCCUCCCAGACAAGGGCAUUGUACUUGCAGCCAAACCAGAUGGAACUUCAGCAAAGUUUGAUGACAGUGAUCCAUGGGCGACUUGGAUGACUAACUGGGACGAACAAAGCAAGAUGACAGUUACUUUCGACGAUAAAGACAAUUUAAAUAUCCAGGCGUUCAACUUUGAAAUCACUGCACCAUGGAACGUCACUUUCAGCUCUUCAGAUCUAACUCUCGCUUUCACCUUUGGUGGAGAGGACUUCUUCACAACCAGCGCAGCUAAAGUCCCCAGACCAGGCAUGACCAAAGAUGGAACUCCGGUCUACUUUGGACUUGACAUAAAUCGAACCCAAAAUGACUUGAAGUCCACAGUUGGAGGCCUCUUCAAACUGGCCGGCUUGCUCAGUAUUGUCCAAGUUUUGCCACCCGUUCUGCAGAAUCGGGGUGUAAGCUUGAUCCGCAAAGACGCUGGUAAGGAAAGAAACGCCAUGUGGUUUCGUCCUGAGAAUCAGUUUGAGACUAUCAUGAGGCUUCGUUUCACACUCGAUGAUAAUAAAGAGCUCAACAGUAUUUUUACUAAAGUUCUUCCUGGUCUGGAAUUUACUCAAUCAGCGAUGAUCUUGACGACUUCAAAGACUCUUUGUGUGACCAAUAAAGGCCAUCUUCCUCUAUCAUCUGGAAGCAUAGAGUUUGAGAUCGAUGCCAUCGUCAAGGCUGAUGACAAUCACAAAGCCAAGUUGUUGGUUGGUCUCGAGAUCUUUCCCACGGGAUACAGCCUGGUCUUUCAGUUCAAUUCAGAUAGCCAGAACGACGAUCCGCUUACUACCAUUAUCCUUUGGCUUGCAAGCUUUCUUCCUGACUCAGAGAGUCUCGAUGAUAUUAAGAAGCUGCUUGGGAAAGAGAACUUCUUCACAAGUCAUAUACACCUUCGCCAAGUUCGCAUUGAUCUCGAUACUUCUGAAGGAUACAUUCAACUUGAAAGUGUCUGCGUAGACAUUGAAGUCUCCACUGAUAAGUUCGGUGUCGAAAAUGAUCAGAGCAAGAGAGUUCCGUUCUUGAUUACAUAUUCUUGGACUCGGGGUAUUGGAUCUUUUGGCACUUUGCUUGGUCGCCUCUGGAACGGCUUCAAUACCGACCUGACCAGGGUCCUGGAUCCUCGCUAUGAGAAGAUCACUGAUCUUCAACCCCUAACUCAAAACCCAACGGGGACAAUUGAUCUCCCCAGCCUCAUAGCCGGAGAGAAGAUUGAAAACAUUCCCAAAAAUGUGCCAACACAGCUCACACAAGCAAGCAUUGAGAUUUCCGAUAAGCACUUCGCCAUUGGUGCAAUGCUCCAAUCAAAGGCCUUUCCCGGUCAAGAGAGCACAGUGCCUCAACUCGAUCUUGGUCAGAUUAUGCUCCAGGCCUCUUUUGAAUGGAACAGUAAGUCGAAUUUCCAGCUUGAGCUAGGUAUUACCACGCUUCUGCACCCUGGGAAGCACUCCAAGCAUCAAGACACGGCCGCAUUGAUGGGGUCAUUGAGCUAUUCCUCUGGGGGUACUUCUGGUGGCACUUGGAAGUUGCAGGCGUCAAUGAGCGAUCUGUAUGGCUCAAACUUGUACGAACUAUUUGAUCCGGGGUCUGUCGACACGGUGAUUCCCUUGAUUGAAUCCCUUCUCAUCAAGGAUAUUUCCUUUGAGUACGACUACAGCAAGGGAGAAGGAACUUCGUUCAAUUUCCGCGGCGACAUUCUUCUGGGCGAGCUUGAACUCCAACUCAAGUUUGACUUUGUGAACCAAAAGGGCUGGACCUUCAAUGCUCAACUUACACCACAGUACAAGCAAGCUACUAUUGGAGAUAUCAUUUCAAGCAUCAUUCCUGGCGAUGAUCUGGAUCUUCCACCAUUCCUUGCAGAUACACCUUUCAGUGGAAAGAGUGAUGAAGGCGGUAUUUUCCUCGAUGUUGCGAACCACAAGGGAGAUUCUAGUACUUUUGUGUCACGUAUCACGAUAUGGGACCUCAACUUGCUGUUUGCACAAGUUCACAUGGCUGGUUGGGACCCCAAGCUCCCUUCCAAGAGGCUUAUCAAUGUGUCGUUUGUGUCUCCAAUUUCUGAAAUUUCCAUCCCUCUCAUCGGCAAUAUUCCGCAGCCAUUCGAUGAGAUUUACAUCAUGUGGGUACAGGACAGCACUAAGAAGGACCCUGUUGCUGGCUUGACCCGGAAAGAGAUGAAGACUCUACAAGGUCCUCUUGCCGAAUACACUCCUGUUGUCAGAGACAAGUUCAAAGAUAAGAAAGAGACAGAUGUCCUCGUUACCGCGGGAGCUCACUUCGCUGUUAUCUCGAAGGACAGUAGUGGGAAUCGAACCUGUAUUCUCGACUACGACUUCAAGAAGAAGACGUCUUCUUCUCCCAAGACAGGAAAGGAGAUUGAGAAUAAACUUGAUGGAGCUCCAGCUCCAGCUGAAGGAAUUACGGAAGAGGUCAAACCUGAUUCAGAUGGAAGUAGCUCGUCUGCUCCUCUCAAGAAAAAGGCUGGUCCUCUGUCCAUCAGCAACAUCGGUCUCAAAUAUGCGAACAAGCAACUUGGUAUCAAAUUCACUGCCACCUUUGACCUCGGACCUCUUGAAUUCUCCCUCAUUGGCUUCCAACUCAACUUUGAGAUCAACGGGCUCAAGAACAUCAAGCCUCUUCUCCCAAGUCUCGAAGGCUUGUCAGCAUCAUUCGAGAAGCCCCCUCUAACCAUUGCGGGUAUUAUUCGCCAUGGCAAAGAAGGCAACACGGAGUACUAUGCCGGAGGUCUCAUCAUAGGAUGGGUUCCGUAUCAGCUCGAAGCAGCUGGCUUUUACGGUGAAUGCAUUCCCGAGGGUGGAACCAAGGAGCAAAUGUUCCGCUCCGUCUUUGUGUUUGCCAAACUAGAUGGACCACUGAUCACUCUUGAGUUCGCUGAGAUUUCAGGUCUGACUGGUGGUUUUGGAUAUAACUCUGAAGUUCGAACUCCAGCGCCAGACCAGGUGGUCAAUUUCCCCUUCAUCAAGUCAACUGGCCUUGCUGAUGCCGAUGAAAGUGCUCUCAAGUCGCUUGAGAGACUUACCAGUCCCAAUGCCGACGGCUGGUUUAAACCAAGUGUUGACACGUACUGGGCGGCUGCUGGUCUCAAGGUAGAUGCCUUCCAGAUGAUCUCUCUAGACGCUGUGGCGCUGGUGCAAUUCGGAGAGUCUAUUAUCAUGGGCAUAUAUGCAGUUGCCUUAGUUGAUAUUCCUAAUUCUAACAGCAAGGAAAAGCUUGCACAUGUAGAAUUAGGAAUUGCUGUCGUGGUGGAUCUUGUCCAUGGCUUCUUCAAAGCUGAGGCUCAGCUUUCACCUAAGUCGUAUAUCCUUCACCCAGACUGCCAUCUAACUGGAGGCUUUGCGCUGUACUACUGGUUCGAUCCACCGAAUGGACACAAUCCUAUAGCUGGCGAUAUAACAGGACAAGCUUAUUUUGCUAUCACACCGAAGGUAGCUAUGGCUGGUGGGCGUCUCCAUGCCGCGUUCCAUGCUGGCCCUAUCAGUGCUUGGUUCGAUGCAUUUGCCAACUUCCUCAUCAAGUACCAGCCAUUCUACUUCAAGGCUGACGUCGGCAUCUGUGUCGGUGUUGCGGCUGACAUAGACUUCCUGUUCAUCCAUGCUCGUAUAUCUGUGGAAGUCGGUGCUGAACUGGCUCUUUGGGGGCCUCCUCUUGCAGGUCGUGUUACUAUCGACAUCAAGGUGCACAAAUUCCACAUCGACUUUGGUGACUCUGACAGUGGAAACAAGAAGCUUUCUCUUUCUCAGUUUUAUGCCCUUGUUCUUCAAGCGAGCAGUCAAGGCGGUGGUGCGAGCUCAUUGGCAGAACCUACUCCAUCUCGCAUUACGGAGGUUGGUGACGACGAUGAAGAGGUCUCAUCGGCGAGCGUCACUACACCACCAGAGAAUCAAGGGCACACGUUCCUUGCACAGUCUGGUUUGAUGAAUGACAGUGAGAAGCCUCAGCGCGAUCCUAAUGCGUCUUGGACUGUUCGCGGUGGUACUUUCUCCCUUGUGAUAGGCUGCAAGAUGGCUGUUUCAAAGGCUGAACAGCUCAAGACCGAAGAAGAGGGUGUUGUCGACCAUGUGGCAUACAAUAAGGCAAGCAUCUAUGCUAAGCCAAUGGAGUUAACUCGUCCUCUACAGUCUACUCUUGAUUUCACCAUCACCCAGGGUGAAGCCCAUGAUAAGCCAGUAGAUGUCAUUGGAUGGGAUAUGGCCUGCGAGUUGAAGUCUGUUCCUACAGGAUUUACUUUCUCUCCAUCAGAGUCUUCAACUAACAUUAUUCCAGAUAAUGGUGGAUCUGAUCCCGUCCACAGUGGUAACAACAUCGACUCUCUUCUGAAAGCUGAUGACGGCGGCAUAACUCUCAUGAUGGGUGUAUCUCUCAUCGCACCACCACCCGACAUGUCACAGGACAAACUCCAAACUUUCAAGAUCCUCGAUGCUAAUCUUGAGAGAAUACUUCCCGCCAAGGGCUUCCCAGAUGAACAAAUGGCGUUGGAACAUUGGGAUCCAGUCGCGCCGUUGAAGGAUGACUCCAUUCCCGAUGACGCUCCCGGUAAGUAUAAGAAGCAAUUUGAAAAGGUCCAUGAGAAGUGGGCUACGCCAGACUGGAGUGAGCGAUAUGAAGGCGAUUUGCAGGCUGGUUUGGUCUCACGAUGGGCUAAGGCUUUCAAAUGGGAUGAGUCACUUUCUAAGAUUGCCAAGAUUCCGGACUUGGUAAACAAGCGAUUUACGAACUUGUAUCUUGAGGCACCUCUUCUUACUCGAUAG